AUGGUGAGAAUUCCAGUGGAUCAAGAUCUGAGAAUUCCAAUGAAUCCAAGAGCAGUACUGGAUGUUUACAGCUUUAAAAACUUCACUGCUUUCAGAGCUAUUCAUAGGAAGCGAGGAAGCAAAGAGUCUUUGGAGCUCCAUAACUCCUCCUGGGGCAUUUUGGCACCAGGUCAAGUGCCUCUCAUUCUACCUGUGGUAUUGGCAGGAGCUGGCUGCACUGCUUUAGUUGUGGCUGUAGUUGCUAGGAAGCUGGAACUUACCAAAGCAGAAAAACAUGUUCAUAAUUUUAUGAUGGACACACAACUGUCUAAGCGAGUAAAAAAUGCAGCUGCCAAUGUUCUCAGGGAAACAUGGUUAAUAUAUAAAAACACAAAAUUAGUUAAAAAGAUAGACCACGCAAAAGUGAGGAAACAUCAACGCAAAUUCUUACAAGCCAUCCAUCAGUUACGAAGUGUAAAAAUGGAACAAAGAAAAUUAAAUGAUCAGGCAAAUACUUUGGUGGACCUUGCUAAGACGCAAAACAUUAUGUACGACAUGAUCUCAGACCUAAACGAAAGGAGCGAAGACCUUGAGAAAAGGAUUGUAACAUUGGAAAAUAAGUUAGAGACAUUAAUAGGGAGUAUCCAAACUCUGCCUGGACUGAUUAGCCAGUCAAUCAACCAACAGCAGAAGGAAUUGUUUGAAACUCAGAUGCAACAGUAUGUCAAACAAACUGCCUGCAGUGCUGAGCGGUCACGCUCAUCAACCAGAAGGAGAAGGUCCUCAUCGACAGCCCCGCCAACUUCAUCAGAAAGUAGCUAGAAGUGAACAUUUAACCACAAGAACAAACUUUUUUUUUGCCAUCAUAUGGUUGAUAUUUUAGCUUUUAUUGUAAAGCCCUAACAAUACUAAACAGUGUCAUCCGGGUUCUGAUAUCAGAAUCCAGGGAACCUGACAAAAAUAUUUUAGGCCAAAAGGAGUGAAUUCUCUCCUUCAGUUGCACAGUGAAUGCACCGAUCCUGCUAUCUAGAUUGUUUCUUCUGUACAAUUUACUUGACUUUUU
Rhincodon typus (whale shark) is the source of this 1042-nucleotide messenger RNA. RefSeq names its product small conductance calcium-activated potassium channel protein 2-like. Gene Ontology annotation, biological process: potassium ion transmembrane transport. The transcript has 6 exons. Gene Ontology annotation, cellular component: neuronal cell body; plasma membrane; neuron projection. The coding region runs from base 1 to 801 and encodes 266 amino acids. Gene Ontology annotation, molecular function: calmodulin binding; small conductance calcium-activated potassium channel activity. Lineage: Eukaryota; Metazoa; Chordata; Chondrichthyes; Orectolobiformes; Rhincodontidae. The record is from RefSeq and is a predicted model, not a curated record.